Molecule: messenger RNA, 1172 nt
Organism: Pseudoliparis swirei
Lineage: Eukaryota; Metazoa; Chordata; Actinopteri; Perciformes; Liparidae
Product: putative ferric-chelate reductase 1
Exons: 7
Coding region: 17-811 (264 amino acids)
Biological process (GO): regulation of glutamate receptor signaling pathway
Source: RefSeq, a predicted model, not a curated record
UCCAACUCGUCACAGAAUGGAAGGCGUCUUCUUCCUGCUGGCGCUGGUCGUCUGCGUCCACGGGACGUCUCAUUUGUCCUUUUCCAAUGACACAUCAGAGGUGAUAGUCACUCGCUCCGGCUGCGGAGUCAAGAAGUCGUGCGUGUCGAGCCCAAGCGGCUGCGACCCCGCCGAGCAGAGCGAGUGCCUGUUCGCCUCCACCGCGGCGCGCGACCUGGCGCCGCCCGCCGCCGGGGUCAAGCUGGCGGUCGAGCUCCGGGGAGACUCCGCCGGGUACAUCGCGCUGGGCCUCGCUGCCGACGCCACGGAGGGAAACGUUGCGCUGUUCGUCUGCGCCUCAAACAACGGGACGUUCUUCUUCAGGACGCUGCAGGGCAACAACACCCCCAACGCGCCGCUCACGCCCACGGAGACGAGGGUGAAAGGAAUCCGCGGCACUGUGAGUGGAAAUGUGAUCAAGUGCCAGUUCACCGUGGAGUCCCUGAACGCAGCGUCCCUGAACGCAGCCCAAAGCCGGAGCAGCCGGGCCACCACCUUCUUCGUCCGCCUCGGGAAUGGCACCGUUACCGGAGAUGCUGUCGGUGUCUUCAGCACCGUCCUGGACCUCGGCGCUCUGGACCUGGCCGCCGCCCCCUCAGAGACCACCACCGUGACGACCACCACCGUGACGCCCGGCGGCGCGACCACCACCGUGACCACCAACUCUACCGGCAACAACUCCCCCACGACCGACGGCGGUGGAGCCGUCCGGCCUCACGCUGCGCUGCUGCUGCUGAGCGUGCUCACGCUGUCGGUGCUGAUGAGAGGAUGAACGAUAUGAAGAAGUGUCACGCUAUGUAGAAAUGUUCUGACUGCACUUCAUGUUUUAACUCUUUUCACUUGGUUUAUCCUUCAAGCUGAAACACAUAUUUAUUUAGUGACUAUAAUUACUACUUUCAGAGGACUUUAUUUAGCAUAUUGCAGUUUUUACAUUGUCAACAUUUCCUCCUGAACUCCUUCUGGUUUGAUGAAGUUGAGCCGUUUCCAUGGCAACCAACAUCCUGAUAGGGGAAACCCCAAAUGUGUGAUAGUGUUUGAGUCUGAAAUGUAAUGACUGUAAAAUAUCUGUUCAUGAGACUAUAUAUAUAUAUAUAUAAAUAUACAUAUAAAUAUAUAAUAAAGUUGAAACUGUA